AAAACACCCAACCGGAUGAUCAUAGCAAACAGUGCAGUCGGUACUGUGUUUGCGAAGGUGUACAGUGCGCGUCUCAUCACCAUGGCUAGUGGUUGUAAGAAUCCUUCGGUUGCUUGGAUAGUGUGUGUUGUCAUCGCCAGUUUGACAGCGAAAGGAUACGGCUGGAAUCUUCCUGCCUCGUACUACCAGGGAGCUGGUGGUGCAGGUGCUGGUGGUGGUUACUUUGGAGGUCGUGGCGAAAGCACUCUCAACAAUCAAGGUCUAGCUGGUGCGAGUGCUGGCUCGUGGAAUGCGGGUGGCGUUGGUGGUGGUGGUGGUUUCCCUAGCCAAGGCCAAACAGGUGCAGGAGCAUCCAGUGGCGUUGAUAGAGCGGCCAGCUUCGGAGGCAACCAGUGGAGUGCUGGUGGCGAUGGUAGAGGCCUCGGUGGAGGAGUCGCUCCCGGAGGUGUGUCAACUGGCGGCGGUGACCUUGGAGCAGGUGGAACAGGUUUUCAACAAGGAGGAACAGGUGCGGGAGUAGGAGGUAGUGGCUCUGGAGCUCCCUUAGGUGCAGGUUCUGGAAGUGGGUUCGGAUACAACGGCCAGGCGGGUGGUUUCGGUGGUUCCAACUUUGGCCAGGGUCAGUUUGCACCUCACAACACCAAUGGAGUAGCGUCUGGUGCUAGUGGCUUUGGAGGAUCUUUUGGAGGAUCUGGGGGCAAAUAUGGACCAAGUGGACAUCAUCACGGCUAUCGCCAUCCCACGACCUAUGCUGGUCGUCCAAUGACGCACGUAUAUCCGGUCAGUGGCUGGCCCUGGCACGGUGUUGGCUACGUUUAUCGUGUACCCGUCGCACACAUCAACCCGGACGGUAGCUACGGCUUCUCAUACUACACACCGCACUCGGCACGGGAUGAAACCGGACACGCCAAUGGCAACGUGGAGGGAACGUACGGGUUUCAGAACGAUGGUGCCAAGCAUAACUUUUCGUUUAACGCAGCGCCGGAUGUAGAUUUACGUUCAAGCAUCGGUGACACUCGCCUUGGUGGACUCAAUCCAGAUGAGUACGGGCCACAAUCGGUACACUCGCGGGGACGAUUGCCCCUGAUACCGGCAACAUCGUUUGAUGGAGCGGCUGAUGAGCAAACAAGAACAGCAGAUGGUUUGCCAGUGUCUGUAGAACAAUCAACUGGUGCGAACAGCUGGUCUACUAGGAGUGGCAUUGAUGGAGCAGGUUCUGAAGGUGGAUCUGAUGAUAGCUCCCUAUCUGUGGUUGGUUUACCGAAAGCAACGACCGAAGCAGGCGAUGCUUCCCAGCCUACUGCUCGCGAUCAAGUAGUGCGUGGAUCGACGGAACACAGUGCUAACGAGUUGGAUGGUCGCAGGUUAGGAGGAUUCGACGGAACAGCAACAACCGUUCGCCCUCUAGGUGGAUCAGUUGAACAAGUGGGUGCACUUCCUGUAAAUGAUGUUCCCUCGUACAGUAAUGAGAUUGAUCGAAACGGUGUGCAAUACAAUGGUGGAGUUGGCAAUGUUCCAGUUGAUCGAUCGUACCAGUUUGGCUACCAAACACCGGACGCAACGCGCGAAGAAUCGGCCGAUCAAGCGGGCAACGUGCGUGGAUCGUUUUCGUACAACAAUGAGGCAGGUCGUAAUGAUCUCCAGUAUGUGGCCGGAACAGGGAUGGGAUUCCGCCCAACCGGAGGUAGUCUAUCCGUACCGAAUGGUUUGCCUGGAGACAAUGGACAACGAUUCGGUCCGGCCACUGGUGCUGGUGGAGUGUUUGGAGUUGACGGAGGCCGUUCUCUUGGGGCUGGAAGUCAAGGAGCUCAAGUCGGUGGUGGAUUAGGCGGUGCCUUUGGUGGAUCUGAUGCAGGAUUUGGAGGUGAUGGAAGAUCUGUAGCUACUGGAGACCAAGGAGCACCACUUGGCGGUACAGCAGGAUCUGGAUUUGGGAUGGACGGAAGGUCUUUAGCGUUUGGCAGCCAAGGAUCACAGCUUGGUGGUGGAGUUGGUGGAGGAUUUGGAACAGGAGCGGGCAAUGGGUUUGGAGCUGAUGGAAGGCCUCUAGGUUCCGGUACUGGCGAUGGAGUUGAUGGAAGAGGUUUCGGAUCACAACCAGGUGGAGGGUUUGGAGCAGGAUCUGGUGCUGGUUUUGGAGCUGAUGGAAGACCAUUAGGCUUUGGCAAUCAGGGAACACAGACUAGCACAGGAUCUGGUGCUGGUUUUGGAGCCGAUGGAAGACCAUUGGGCUUUGGCAAUCAGGGAACACAGACUAGCUCAGGAACAGGAUCUGGUUUUGGAGCCGAUGGAAGACCAUUAGGCUUUGGCAAUCAGGGAACACAGACUAGCUCAGGAACAGGAUCUGGUGCUGGUUUUGGAGCCGAUGGAAGACCUUUAGGCUUUAGCAAUCAGGGAACACAGUCCGGUGGUGAUGGAGUUGGUGGUGCGUUUGGAACAGGAUCGGGCUCUGGUUUUGGGGCUGGUGGGUUUGGAAACCAAGGAGCAUCUGGAGCUGCCUUUGGUGCUGACCGAAGACGUUUAGGCUUUGGAAAUCAAGGCAUCCAGUUCGGAGCAGGUGGAAAUGGUGCGUCCUUCGGAGGUUCCGAUGGAAGAUCGUUCGGAUUCGGCAACCAAGGUGGACAAGGCUUUGCCACAGCCGAUAGAGGAUUGCAAGCAGCAACUACCCGUAAUCCAGUCACUAGAAGUCCCUCCGCCGGAUCAUUCGAUGGAUCCGGAUUAAGCUCUGCAGAUGAAGGUGAAGAAAGCACUACACUAAACGCUCCAGACGAUUCAGAACAAAGGAACACGUUCGGUGGCUUUGGAGAUGUAUCUCGAGCCGGUCUCUUUACGAACGCAAACCGUCGCUUGGUACAGUGAACUAUGUAAAAACUAAUAAAAAGGCUCUUUGGGAUUGUAUAAUUUGGAAAA
Molecule: messenger RNA, 2910 nt
Organism: Anopheles coluzzii
Lineage: Eukaryota; Metazoa; Arthropoda; Insecta; Diptera; Culicidae
Exons: 4
Coding region: 16-2859 (947 amino acids)
Cellular component (GO): chitin-based extracellular matrix
Molecular function (GO): structural constituent of chitin-based larval cuticle
Source: RefSeq, a predicted model, not a curated record